AUGUUAGGAGUCAACUGUUCGUUAUUACUAUUAAAUGUAAAAUUAAACCGUAUUACAGAUCAUGGUAUGAGCAAAAUGUGUAAUAAUUUGAAAUUAAAUAAAUCAUUAAACGAACUUUGUGUAAGUAAUAAUCAAAUAACAACAGAGAGUAUAAUUAAAAUGAGUAAAACAUUAAUGGUAAAUAGGGCAUUAAAAAAUCUUGAUUUUAGCCAUAAUCAAAUAGUUGGAAAUAAUCAUAUUCAUCAAUUAUUAAGUGUGCUUGAAUCAUUAGAUUUAAGUUACAAUAAAUUGGGUAAUGAUUGUCUUCAAACAAUCCAAACAUUUUUAUCAAAUAAAACCACACUUUCAUUAAUAAAAUUAAAUUUUGUAUCAAAUGAUAUAUCAAAUGAUGGUGCAAAAUACUUAUCUAAAAUUCUAACGGAAACAAAUUUCUUAACAUAUUUGAAUAUUGGAUAUAAUAAAAUAUCUGAUCAGGGUGCUAAAUUGCUAGCAGAUGCAUUAGUAAAAACUGAAAGUUUACAAUAUUUUUCCAUCAGAUGUAACCAUAUGUCAUCUAGUGGUAUUGGUUAUUUAAUUAAAUCAUUAGAACAAAAUGAUACAAUAUUAGAAUUUGAUAUUGGUAUGAACGAAAUAUCUGACGAAAAUAUAGAACAAUUACAGAGAAUAUUAUUAAUCAAUAAUACAUUAACGACAUUAGAUUUAACACAUUUAAGUUAA
This is a messenger RNA of Didymodactylos carnosus, 717 nucleotides long. NCBI's taxonomy places the organism in Eukaryota, Metazoa, Rotifera, Eurotatoria, Philodinida, Philodinidae. The record is from the annotation of a GenBank genome assembly.